AUGUUCCACCCAGGCCUCAUGUCAGCCGCGGCCAUGACCCCGCUUGACUCUGUUCAGAGUGGUAGUCUCCCGCCCGGCUUUGAUCCGGCUUCUUGUCGCAGCGUGUACGUGGGGAACGUGCACACCAAGGUCACGGAGCCCAUGCUUGGGGAUAUCUUCUCCGCGCUCGGCCCGCUGGAGGGUUGCAAGCUCAUUCGCAAGGACAAGUCGUCGUACGGGUUUGUGGAUUUUUACGACCAUCGAUCUGCGCAGGCAGCGCUGCUCACACUCAACGGCCGCCUCCUGUUUGGGCAGCCUAUCAAGGUGAACUGGGCGUAUGCCAGCACUAACCGAGAAGACACCUCAAUGCAUGUGAACAUAUUCGUGGGCGACCUGGGUCCAGAGGUCACAGAUGCCUCGCUCUUCGCCGCCUUCAGCACCUUCCCCAGUUGCUCGGACGCGCGGGUCAUGUGGGACCAUCGGACAGGCCGCUCAAGAGGCUAUGGCUUUGUGUCCUUCCGCAGCCAACUGGACGCAGAGGCAGCAAUAACAGAGAUGACAGGCAAGUGGGUGGGAACCCGGCCCAUUCGAUGCAACUGGGCCACCAAGAACCAAGCCAUGGAUGAUGCUUCCAAGCAGCACCACCAGCAGCAGCAACAGCCAGUGGUGGUGUUGCCACAACAGCAGCAGCAGCAAGCGCAGGCGCAACAACAGGCGGCAUCGCAACAAGCAGUGUUGCAGUCAGGGGCGGAGGGUGCAGAUGAAGGGGCGAAUGGCUCCGUCAAGCACGAGCCAAAAGACAAUGAUUCACAAGGAGCAGCACCAGGGGCGGCCGCAGCCGCUGCUGCAGGGGCCCCGGGCACUGCUGCUGCUGGCGCGGCUGCUGCUGCUGCUGCUGCUGCUGCGGCGGCUGGGGGGCCUGGUACGACGAGCAGUGCACAGUUCACAACAGUCUAUGUGGGCAACUUGGCCUCAGAGGUGUCGCAGACGGAGCUGCACCGGCAGUUCUACGCGCUGGGAGUGGGCAUCAUAGAGGAGGUGCGCGUGCAGCGCGACAAGGGCUUUGGCUUUGUGCGCUACCGCACGCACGAAGAGGCCGCUGCUGCCAUCCAGGCCGCCAAUGGCCGCGUCAUCUGCGGGAAAUCCGUCAAGUGCUCCUGGGGCAGCAAGCCCACCCCCCCCUCCGCCACCACAACCCCUGGCGGCCUCCCCCCACCGCCUCCCGCCCCCCCUGCCUACACCGCCCCUGCGGGCGCGUUUGGCGGCCCGUCUGCUGCUGACCUGCUGGCGUACCAGCGCCUGCGUGCCCUCAUGCCCCCUGCCGCACAAGCAGGCGCCAUGCCCAUGGGUAUGGGCAUGGGCAUGGGCAUGGCUGGGGGGGGAAUGGCGGGCAUGGGGGGGAUGGGGGGAAUGGCUGGGAUGGGGGGGAUGGGGCCUGGGAUGGGGGGAAUGGGGCCGGGUAUGGGGGGGCUGGGGGCGAUGGGGGGGAUGGGAGGGGGAAUGGGGCCGGGAGGGGUGGGGCCAGGGAUGGGGGGUGCAGCAGGGGGGGUGCCUGGGGUGGGAAGUGGAGGGGCAGGGUACGAUGCAUAUCGGGCAGGGUCCGGAAAUAAGGUCUCGAGCUACGUUCGGCGCUUCGCAGCCAUGUGGUCGGCAGCAGCGGCGCCGGCGGGGCCGCGCGGGCCGCUGGUUACGUUCGGCGAUCUGGUGGGCGAUCUAACGGCGGAGGAGACGCGCGAGCGCGUCGAUCGCGGAGAUUUCGACGAUCGUGAGGGAGGAGUUCAAGAGAGGGGUAAGCUGCGGCGGCGACGGCGACGGUCGCAGCAGCAGCAGGAGCAACCAAGAGGGGAGGAUGGAGAUGUCGUCACAGGUUCCUCCGCUCCGUCGUUGCUGCCGCGACCCGCCUCGCCUCCGCUCGCGCUGCCCGCAUCACCGCAUGCAGCGCGCGCCUCCCACGUCACUCGUCACAUGCUCCUCUCUUCCUUCGAGGCAUCGUUGGACGACUUCCGCUCAUCGCUCUUGGAGCCCGGCCAUGCAUGGACGCGCUUCACCGCGCAGAUGCGUGCAGCCCUCUCCUCCGCGGAUCAUCUCCUCCUCUCCGCGCGCUCCUCCCUCACCUCCCUCGCAGCCACUCUCCUGCGCCUGCGCCUCCUCGCCUCCCGAGCUGCCUCCGCCCUCUCCCUCCUCCGCUCAGCCCUGCACUCGUCCCCCGCCUCAUCCCCCUCUUACGCCUCCCCUGCAGCACCUCUUGCCGUCCCUCCGCCUCGCUCUCUGCUUUCCCAGCACCCGUAUUUGCCACAGCGUGCGGUGGAUGAGGCGUCACAGGGUCAAGAGGGGGGGCAGUGCGUGCAAGGAGAGGGGGUUCUGGGCGGUGCAGGUGGGAAUUAUGGUUCGAACGCAAGCUGCAUUGCUGUUGCUCCCGUGCCUGCUCCCGUGCCUGCUCCCGUGCCUGUAGCCCCUCCCACACACUUCCCCGCUCACUCUCUCCCACCAACCACUCCCCUUUCUGACUUUAACACUGCCCUUCCCCCCACCACGGGUGCACCCGCUGCGUCUGCUGCUGCGGCUGCAGUUGCUGCUGCUGCUCUGCCCCCACCGAUGGCUGCACCCUCCUCUGCCCCUCCCACUGCCCUGACACAUGAAACCACCAUGAGUGUCUCGCUUCAGCCAUUCCCCCCCUCCAUGCCUCCCUCUCUCCCUCCCUCCAUGUCUCCUUCCCUCGCUCCCUCCAUGCCUCUUUCUGCUCCCUCUUCUUCCCUUUCACCUCCCAACCCUUCUCUUGCGCCUCCCCUCUCCGCUCCUCCCCUCUCCGCUCCUCCCCUCUCCGCUCCUCCCCUCUCUGCCCCUCCCCUCUCUUGCCCUCCCCUCUCCGCUCCUCCCCUCUCCGCUCCUCCCCUCUCCGCUCCUCCCCUCUCCGCUCCUCCCCUCUCUGCCCCUCCCCUCUCUUGCCCUCCCCUCUCUGCCCCUCCCCUCUCUGCCCCUCCCCUCUCUGCCCCUCCCCUCUCUGCCCCUCCCCUCUCUGCCCCUCCCCUCUCUGCCCCUCCCCUCACUGCCCCUCCUGUCUCCUCAACCCAAGGUGCCCCUCCUACCGCCCCUCCCGCCGUUCCACUUUUUUCCGCUCCCACUGCCCCUGCAUUUUUCAACCCAUCUGCCCGGGCUGCCCGGCCCAAACCCCCAAAGUUCUUUGACGACGGAGAAGAAGCGAACGGCGACGACGCCGAGGAGGAUUGGCCGGAGAACGGCCACGACGACAGCGCUUCAGGCGACAAAUUAGGUCCUGCCGACAUCGAGGAGGACGAAUGGUGGAAUCGGCCGGUCGGGAGCGACGACGAGGUGGAAGAGUGGCGGGCUGGAGAUUCGGACAACGACGGAGGUGAAAAUGCGAAUGGUGACAACGCGGAGGCAGCGGCGGAUGCACAGGAAGCGGCGAUGGAUGCGAAUGAGGAGGCCGAAGACGGCGCGGCCGCAGUUGCGGAUGCGGAUGCUGUGGCAGAGUCGGACACGGUUGCUGCGGAUGCCGUCUUAUUUGAUGGUGAAAGCGGCGACGACGACCCAUGGAGCCUUGGGACAGACGACGACGUUCCGCUACUGAAGCGGAGGCUGCGCCAUCACCUACAGUCCAAGUCGAAGCGGGCCCGCGUGGUGCUCUCUGACGACGACAGUCCGGGGGAGGAGCGUCACCCGAAACUCACCGCUGCGGAGAAGGGAAAAGCCAAGGUCGCAGAAGCCCCUGCUAAGGCCCCUGCUCGUCGCCGCACAAGCAACAAGAAGCGGACAUCCGACGGAGACCCGGGAUCUAGCAAGGGUGCGGCUAAGAAGAAGGCGAAGAAGGCGCCGAAUCCUAACGACAUCGUCGUGAACGAGACUCUGGGCAGCGACAAUGAGUAUGCGGCGGCGGCGGGCCCGGUUCCCACGUUCCCUGAGAAGGUCACGCCGAAGGACCCCACCCUCCAUAAUCCCAACACCCGCCCACCUUCCCCUCGCAGCAAGGACACUACGAGGAAGCGCCGCAGUUGGACCGUGCGUGAGAAGCUUAAGUGGGCGCGUCGCUAUCUGGAGCUCGGCUCCUUGAAGAAGACGAGCGUGGAGUCAACCGCGUCCAUCGCCUGCAUCAGACGCUGGAGAAUCGUGGUCCAAGCACAGGACAACGGGUGGAUGGACGAGAGCGCUGUGCAGACCUGGCUGUCCAAGGAGGUGUUGCCCCAUCUGAACCCCCAGCGCGGCCAGAACGCGAGGCGUGCGAUGCUGGUGUUGGACUCCUACUGCGGUCACAUCACCCAGACCAUGCUUCAAUCGUACCGCACGCACAGCAUCACCCCUGCAAUCAUCCCAGCGGGUUGUACGAGCCAGAUUCAACCCCUGGACGUCUCAAUCAACCGGUGCUUCAAGGCUGCUGUGCGAGUGCGCUACGCAAGGUGGUUCAUGCGUGAGGGGAUUCACCUGAAGACGAAGAAGGGGAACCUGCGGAGGCCGCCGCACCCCGUGGUGCUGCAGUGGAUCGCGGAGGCUUGGGAUCAAGUCCCCAAGCAGAUCAUCAUCGACGCGUUCCGCCACUGUGGGAUCUCAAGCAAGCUGGACGGAACGGAGAACCACCUGGUGAUGUCUCACAUGCGCGCUAGGAGCACCACUGAUGUCUCCGCGGACGUGUCCCUCAGGGGGACCACAGGCGACAACACGCGCCUGCUCGGUCGGACUCCAGAGGAGGAGGAGGAGGAGGAGGAGGAGGAGGAGGCGAUGCAGGCGGAGGGCGUGCGGGAGGUGGCAGUGGCAACCGGCCUGGAGGUGCUGUACCAGGAGACCCCCAACUACCGCGGGGCGGCGGCCGAGGCUGACUGCAUGAUCGAGCCUAGGGAGACGGCUAAGCAUACCUGGGUGUAG
This is a messenger RNA of Closterium sp. NIES-65, 4854 nucleotides long. The record is from the annotation of a GenBank genome assembly. Lineage: Eukaryota; Viridiplantae; Streptophyta; Zygnematophyceae; Desmidiales; Closteriaceae.